Fulmarus glacialis (Northern fulmar) is the source of this 988-nucleotide messenger RNA. It is a transcript of the gene NIBAN2, whose product is annotated as family with sequence similarity 129, member B. The record is from RefSeq and is a predicted model, not a curated record. The annotation marks the transcript as partial. The transcript is spliced from 7 exons. NCBI's taxonomy places the organism in Eukaryota, Metazoa, Chordata, Aves, Procellariiformes, Procellariidae.
AUCUCAGAUGCCGUCUAUAGGAUGGUCUAUGAGCAGACCAAGGUCCAGUACGAUGCAGCGAUGGCCAAGUGUGAACAGGAGCGGCCCCAGAUGGAGAGCACCAUCCGCACGGACAUGGACCAGAUCAUCACUUCGAAGGAGCACUUGGCCAGCAAGAUCCGAGCGUUCGUCCUCCCCAAAGCAGAGGUCUGCGUCCGUAAUCAUGUCCAGCCCUACAUCUCCUCCAUCCUGGAGGCCCUGAUGACCCCCACAAGCCAGGGCUUUGCUGAGGUGCGGGAGGUGUUUUUCAAGGAGGUGACGGACAUGAACAUGAACAUCGUCAACGAGGGUGGCCUGGAGAAGCUGGUGGAGUACAUGGAGAAGCUUUCCCACCUGGCCUUCCACCCCGUCAAGAUGCAGUCGUGCUAUGAGAAGAUGGACCAGCUGAAACUGGAAGGCCUUCAGCAGCGAUUCGAUGUCUCCAGCACGUCCGUCUUCAAGCAGAGGGCCCAGAUCCACAUGAGACAGCAAAUGGACGACGCGGUGUACACGUUCGAGACGCUGCUCCAUCAGGAGCUGGGGAAGCUGCAGGGCAAAGACGACUUGUGCAAGUCCAUCCAGCGCAUCCUCGAGAGGGUACUCAAGAAAUACGACUACGACAGCAGCACCGUGCGGAAGAAGUUCUUCAGGGAGGCCCUGCUGCAGAUCACCAUCCCCUUUCUGCUGAAAAAGCUGGCGCCCACCUGCAAAGGGGAGUUGGCCAAGUUUCAGGAGCUGAUCUUUGAGGACUUUGCCAGCUUCAUCCUGGUGGAGAACACUUACGAGGAGGUCGUGCUACAAUCGGUGAUGAAAGACAUCAUGCAAGCAUCACCCGCCCCCGGAGCCGAGAUCCCAUCACCGUCUGCCGAGAUGGCUUGCCACCAGCCCAGUGACAAGGAGACGGGCGAGGAGGUGGCCCCCCCAGGCGGCGAGUGCAGCCCCCCACAGCCCAUGGGCACGACGGAGAGCG